Melozone crissalis (California towhee) is the source of this 1324-nucleotide messenger RNA. RefSeq names its product WD repeat domain 73 (gene WDR73). Lineage: Eukaryota; Metazoa; Chordata; Aves; Passeriformes; Passerellidae. Gene Ontology annotation, cellular component: spindle pole; cytosol. Gene Ontology annotation, molecular function: protein binding. The transcript has 8 exons. Bases 10 to 1152 code for a protein of 380 amino acids. The record is from RefSeq and is a predicted model, not a curated record. Gene Ontology annotation, biological process: cytoplasmic microtubule organization.
GGCGUUGCCAUGGAGGCGGCGGACGAGUGGCUGCUGCAGUCGCUGCGACUGUACCGCGACCUGCACACCUUCGAGCUCCAGGCGCCCACCCGCCUCAUCGAAUGGGCCCGCGGGGACCGUGUCUGUGUAGCCGGGUAUGGAGAGUCCGAUGGGAACGAGAUCCUGCAGCUGAUCCCACCGCCAACGCUGCUGACAAAGGAGACCCAGGGCCUGUGUCCAGAGAGAGAUUUCAAGGUCGAAUGUGGUGGAUUUUCAGAGCGCCCAGUGUACAGCCUGAAAUACGUGCCAGACACCAGCUUGCUGGUGACAAGUGGCCCACCCGACAGCUCCCUCCAGGUCUGGCAGGUGUCAGCAGAGGACUCUGAUGUUAUUAAAUCUGUAAGCACCAUAGCAACAGAAAAUGGCACUGGGCAGUCCUGGGCUAAAAUUGACACCAUUUCAGCCAGAGCCCCAUGGGUCCUUCAUGGUUCAAGACUUGACAGAGUCCAAAUUACAGAGGUUGAAUCAAGGAAAAAUGUCUACACAGCAGGUAUUCAAGCUCCCCAAGGCAGCGAGGAGCUGAGCAGCCUGGCCUUCCUGGACUGCAACCUGCUGCUGCUGUGCAGUGCCACGGGCCGGCUGUGCCUGGCCGACACGCGGCAGCCGCAGGGCCUCACGGAGGCCGUGCCAGCGCCCUCGGUGCCCAGCAGUGAGCACUGGUGCAUGGGCACCCCGCAUGCAGCCCAGGGCUCCCAGCCCAGCUCCCAGCCCGUGGCUCGCCUCUCGAGCAGGGGGCUGCUGGCCCUGACAGACCUCAGGAAAACCUCGGAGUUCUUGGCUGUGGCAAAGGCCAGAGUCCCCUCUCCCGGCUCAGGUGCGGAGUUCCUGUGCGUCUCCUGGGCUCCUGCUCUGGAAGGCUACCUUGCCGUUUCAGGUUUUGAUGGCACCGUGCAUGUGUAUGACACACAGAGCUGGGACAGCUCUGGCAGGGAAGCAGAGCCCAUCUUCGUUCACAAAGGCCACAUAUUUGGUGGAGCAGGUGGCAGCAGGGACCCUCCCCUGGUCACUGUGCACACGUGGCAUCUGCAGAAACCCAGAACUUUGUUGUCAGCAGCGAGUGAUGGUUCCUUGCACGUCUGGGACUGGGUUCAGCCCUGUGGGACGUGUGGGUAGGUGGUGUUUUGGUGAGAUGGGGCAUUUCCUGCCUCUGCUGUAGUUUGUGUGGGCUGCAGUGUGUGUGUGUUUGCCUGCAGAUACUGUUUGGAGACUGUUGCAGUGAGCAGAACAACUGUAAAUUUUCUAUUUUAAUAAUAGUAAAAAUUUUUGCCUGUGUUAUUUGUUCUCC